CAAUAGAGUUCUAUCAAGAAAGAACUUUUUUAUGUUUAAACAACAGAAAGAUAAAGUUCAAAUAUCGUGUUUAUCUGUUAGCGAUUUUUAGGAUUGUAAUCAACAAAUUCAAUCUAAAACGUAAUACGCAUUGAAGUAGUUACAGUCCUAAGUAGUCGUUCAUUCUAACUAUUUUCCUCAUAUACGUACACUCCUUUCUCUACAAAGAAAAGGUUUCUCUUAGUCUCAUUCAUGAAGAUCUUUUCCAUUUUGACGUGCAUUCUGGCCACAUGGUUUGUGGUAAACGCACAGUCACCGGAAAAUCGUCCAUCGCCAUCGCCAUCACCAUCACCAUCACCAUCUUCACCUUCUACCGCGCCAACGGCAGAUUGCUUAACAAUUAUGAUGGACAUGAUGCCUUGUUUGAAUUUUUUGGAGGCUGGUAGUGAUCUUACAAUGCCAGACCCUUCUUGCUGUUCAGGGUUUAAACAGGUAUUGAAUGCCGAUCCUGAUUGUAUAUGUGUUGCUUUGGCGAAGAGUGCUAGUUUUGGUAUAAUUGUUAACAUGACUCAAGCUGCCGCUUUACCUUCUGAUUGUGGCGUUUCCGCUCCACCACUUACUAAUUGUAACAGUACCAGUACCCCUCCAAGUGCCUCUCCUGUUAAUCCUCCAACUGAACAGCCAGCAGCAUCUCCAAUUUCAGAAUCACCUGCUACAGCACCAAGUGUUGAUGAAGCUCCAGUUGAAGCUCCUAAUGCAGAGUCCAGUACUGGCUCCACCAUUAAUCCUACUGCUUCCUUCUUAAUGCUUCUAGUUAUAACUGCAGCUUCCGUUGCAUUCUCUAUUAUGGUAGCAUAAUAAUUAUAUUCUCAAUAUUAUGUAGCUUAUAUCUAGUGUUUAUUCUUUUGUUCUAUUGGCUAGACGUCUUUUAUUUCAAGCACUAGUUUUAUCGUAAUUAGAGAAAUAUAGUGUUUCCCUCAGUUAGCUAAACAUCUUUUAUUUUCAAUCAGUAGCUUUGUGGU
This is a messenger RNA of Lycium barbarum (goji berry), 1001 nucleotides long. Its product is annotated as non-specific lipid transfer protein GPI-anchored 4-like. Lineage: Eukaryota; Viridiplantae; Streptophyta; Magnoliopsida; Solanales; Solanaceae. Bases 232 to 837 code for a protein of 201 amino acids. The record is from RefSeq and is a predicted model, not a curated record. Gene Ontology annotation, molecular function: lipid binding. The transcript is spliced from 4 exons. Gene Ontology annotation, biological process: lipid transport.